Messenger RNA from Opisthocomus hoazin, 1769 nucleotides. Lineage: Eukaryota; Metazoa; Chordata; Aves; Opisthocomiformes; Opisthocomidae. The record is from RefSeq and is a predicted model, not a curated record.
AUGGGGACUACAGGUGACGACAUGGCUUCGGUGGAGCAAAAUGCCUCCUUGAACCCUCUGUGCUUCGAGUGUGGCCAGCAGCACUGGACAAGGGAGAACCACCUCUACAACUACCAGAAUGAAGUGGACGACGACUUGGUCUGCCACAUUUGCCUUCAGCCCUUGUUGCAGCCGUUGGACACUCCCUGUGGACACACUUUCUGCUACAAGUGCCUAAGGAACUUUCUGCAGGAGAAGGAUUUCUGCCCGCUGGAUCGAAAAAGGCUCCAUUUUAAACUCUGCAAAAAAUCCAGCAUUCUUGUUCAUAAACUGUUAGACAAGCUGUGUGUUUUGUGCCCCUUCUCUUCCGUGUGUCAGGAAGUCAUGCAGCGAUGUGACCUGGCGGCACAUCUCAAAAACAGGUGUCCUGGCGCUUCACAUCGAAGGGCUGCUCUGGAGAGAAGGAAAACCAGCAAGCUGCAAGCAGAAGCAGAGGGCGAGAGCGGUCCCGGUGGGACGGAGCAGCCCAGCAGUUUAUCUCCAGACGCAGAUCAGGGAAUAGUGCCAGCGGAGCAGAGCUUCACCUCGCCCGCCCUUCCCGCAUGGACAGACGAGCCUGGCAUCGACAAUCCGCCUUUUGAGGAGAACACAGUAGCAGACACAAAUCAACAGCCACCUACCUUGCCUGAAGGAGAGAUCACUACUAUUGAAAUUCAUCGGUCUAAUCCUUAUAUCGAAUUAGGAAUUAGCAUAGUGGGUGGUAAUGAAACGCCUUUGAUCAACAUUGUCAUUCAAGAGGUUUAUCGAGAUGGGAUCAUUGCCAGAGAUGGAAGACUUCUUGCUGGAGACCAAAUACUACAAGUCAAUAGCUUUGACAUAAGCAACGUGUCCCACAACCACGCUCGAGCCGUGCUUUCGCAGCCCUGCUCGGUGCUGCACCUCACCGUGCUGAGGGAGCGGCGGUUCGGCAGCCGCACGCACAGCCACGCGGACACCACCAGCUCCCCGCGCGAAGACAGCUUUCAGGUGACGCUGCACAAACGCGACUCCAGCGAGCAGCUUGGCAUUAAACUUGUACGCAGAACGGAUGAGCCGGGAGUUUUUAUUCUCGACCUUUUGGAAGGGGGGUUGGCUGCUCAAGACGGCAGGCUCUGCAGCAACGACCGCGUACUUGCAAUUAAUGGACAUGACUUGAAGCACGGGACACCUGAGCUCGCUGCUCAGGUUAUACAGGCUAGUGGGGAAAGAGAGAAUUUGAUCAUCUCUAGACCCCUGAAGUCACAGACAGUCAGUAUUAUCCGAGACACCGGGACUCACAACAGCAACGCACACCAACACCAGUCCCAGCAGCUGUAUCACAGCAGACCCAACUCACAUAAGGAUCUCUCCCAAUGUGUUACAUGCCAAGAAAAGCACAUUACUGUGAAAAAAGAGCCACAUGAAUCUCUGGGAAUGACAGUGGCGGGAGGCAGAGGCAGCAAAAGUGGCGAACUGCCCAUCUUCGUGACAAGCGUACAGCCUCACGGGUGUUUGGCAAGAGACGGCAGGAUUAAGCGAGGCGAUGUGCUGCUGAACAUCAACGGCAUCGAUUUGACUAACCUAAGUCACAGCGAGGCGGUGGCCAUGCUGAAGGCUAGUGCUGCUUCUUCGGUGGUCGCCCUGAAAGCCCUGGAAGUCCAGAUUGUAGAAGAACAGCCCCAGGCCAACGAAGAACAAUUGAGUACCGUCAGUGAAAAUGAGUACGAUGCCAGCUGGUCACCAUCAUGGGUCAUGUGGCUGGGACUUCCAAG